This is a messenger RNA of Pogona vitticeps (central bearded dragon), 2477 nucleotides long. It is a transcript of the gene ERRFI1, whose product is annotated as ERBB receptor feedback inhibitor 1. Lineage: Eukaryota; Metazoa; Chordata; Lepidosauria; Squamata; Agamidae. Gene Ontology annotation, biological process: regulation of keratinocyte differentiation; negative regulation of epidermal growth factor receptor signaling pathway. The record is from RefSeq and is a predicted model, not a curated record.
GGAGUCGGAGGUGGGGAUGACGCAUGCGCGUUGAGCGCUGGGAGGGACAUGCCGAGUGCCGGCUCUGCCCUUUGGGAAGCCACAGCAGCCGGGUGCCUGGCGCGGUGAGAGGGCGGCGCAGCGGUGAUCCGGGCAAGGGCGCCAUGUCUACGGCAAGCAUCGCAUCCCAAGAUAUGAGGAUCCCCCUGGAGGGGGCCUUCCUCCCCCACCGGCAGGGCCUCGAGGGGCUGCCGAGCUGCUGGAACAGCCACAGCGACCACCGCCUGGAAAAGACUUUCUUCGAGGUGGAUCCUGUCACGGUGGCUUACGGGCUCAACGCAUCAGCCGAGCAGCCCUCAGGACCCACGGCUCACGUUUUGUGUCCCGGCUCUGAAAAAGGUCCCGGCCGCCCUGAGCACAGCCAGCCCGUCCUGCCUCUGAAGCCCGGCGGCCCAAGGAAGGAGCCAGGAUCCGACCCAGAGGAGGGGGCCCUCCUGCCGGGCUUUGGCAGACUUUCUCUGGGCCCGAGCGGCGUUUCCGACAGGACCCCUCCCCACACGCCGGUCAAGAAGGGCGGGCCCGCGGGCUUCCUUUUCCCUCCCGGGCCGUCGGGGGACCGGAGCGUCCGGCCUCUGCCCCCUCUCCCUGUCGCCCCGAAGGACUUUCUCCGGGAUGAAAUGGACCGGGAGGUGGAGUUCUUGACCAGUUCGGACACCGACCCUCUGCUUGCGGACAGCAGCCUGGCUUUCCAGCCCUCCGCUCAGGGCAGGCGAAGCUUCCGGGGCUGCGGGCAGAUCAACUAUGCGUAUGCAGACACCCCUGGCGCGCCAACCCUGGAGGAGCCCCCCUCCGGCUGCCCCCAGCCAAGCUCUUGCCCACCCCCUCCGCCACCCCCUCCACCCCCUCAGCUCCACCGGAGACUGAGGCGCUCCCAUUCGGGGCCCGCCGGCUCCUUCCAUAAGCCCGUGGUCCGGGUGAGCAACCACCUCCGGCAGGCCUCGCCCUGUUCGGAUGAUGACAAACCCGAAGUCCCGCCUCGGGUCCCGAUUCCUCCCCGGGCGCUCAAGCCAGACUAUCGGAGAUGGUCUGCCGAGGUUGCCUCCAGUGCUUACAGCGACGAAGAUAAGCCCCCCAAAGUACCCCCGAGGGAGCCCCUCUCCCGGAACAGCUCUCGCACCCCGAGCCCCAAAAGCUUGCCCUCGUACCUCAAAGGCAUCAUGCCGCCGACGCAGAGCUUUGCCCCGGAUCCCAAGUACGUCAGCAACAAAGCCCUCCAGAGGCAGCACAGCGAGGGGUCUGCCCACCGCAUCCCCUGCAUCCUCCCCAUCAUCGAGAACGGCCGCAAGGUCAGCUCCACGCAUUACUACCUGUUGCCCGAAAGACCCCCCUACCUGGACAGGUACGAGAAGUUCUUCCAAGAAGCGGAAGAGGCUGCGGCUGUGCCGGAGGGGCCGCUCCUGUGGGAUGAGAGAGACGACAACGUGGAGGAGGUGGUGGCGGCGGCGGCCGCCGUCACGGACGCUCUGGCCGCUCCCGUGAAGCGCAAACACUUCUCUUGCGUGGUUUCUCCGUAGGGGCAGAAGGGCACCGAUGGCAGAGAAGCCGGUAGGCGGAGGGUGUUUUUGGAAGGAGAGUUAGGAGCCCCUUCUCCCGCUAGGCAAGGGAGAACGGCGGCCUCCGGGCAUCUUUCUCGGUGGGUUGGAAGAAACCUCGGAGAAAGACCGGAGCAGGGCUGGCUGCUGUUGGCCAGUCAGUCCCUGCGCUAGAGUAAUAUAUGGAUAGUUAACUAUAUUGUAGACAUUCACCUAAGUAGCAGAAGGGAUGGCGGUUUCGCUAACGGAGCAGACAGCCUGAGCUCGAAGGCCGAGGAGAACGUGCUGCUCAGUAUUCUGGAUGAUGGUUAUCUGAGGACUUUUCUGCCCACUGAAGCGCAGGCGGCUUCUCCCCGUCCGGCAAGCCUGCCCUUCUGCCCGUGUCGUGAAUGGCCAGCAAGGCGCCCCCUUCGGUUGGGUUUGAAUGGGUGGCUUUAUGUGUGGAGUGGAGAGUCCACCUCUUCUGCAAGGACUCCUCCCCUCCCGAUAGGCGGAUGAGGCAGAAAGGUGGGACGUGACGUCGGCCGGCCGGCCUCGGAGUUGGAGUCGCGAAUGCCCGUCGGUGCCCGCUUGCCAUCCGGGUGGGAUCUGUAAAAAGCUACCCCCGUUUUUGUUUUUUCCAAGUGGGAUGGGACGGAAGAGACUCUUACGUGGGUGACGUGUAGCCCCCGCUGCUGGAAGCACAACACGAUCUUUUGAAAAAGGAGGCCGAGUCCUGGUCUGCCAGGAGGGCGUGCGUGCGUUUGUACAUAGCAACUUGGCCCAAGCGGGUCUUGGGCCGCAUCCUGUCUAGUGUUCUUCAGGGAGGAAGAGGAGGUGGUGGCUGCGGUUCGGGGGCAAAGUCCCCAUUUCCACUUGGAGGUGGUGUUCCAGAUGUCAGCUGCAAGGAUGCCUGUGAAUUCGGUU